AUGGAAAGCGAGAAAGAUGAAGAUUAUGAAGAUGAAGAGGAACAAGAACUCUUAGAGCCUCACUCGUUUUCAAAUGUUCCAAAUAUGCCUGAAGUUUCCAUUACCGUGAUGCGUCCGUCUGGAGAAACACUUCACGCUCGCCAAGGUAUACAACAACUGGCCUCCAAGGACUGCCUAGUUUGUGGUAGAUCUUACAGAUAUUCCCAUAACGCAAGAAGACAUGAACUCACAGCACACGGCUUCGAUAGAUACACAAAUAAGAUUACAAAUUUAAGAUCUCGUGCCCACAUGCAACCUAAGUUUAGACCUAACCCGUUCAACCCGAAAGCACGCCUUAUGCCAAAUCCGAUCAGCCACAAAAUGCAAUACCAUCACACCAAGUCAAUGCCAAACAAAAUGAUACCACACAAAGUUAUAGCGCAACCAAAACCCAUACCGAUUAGAUCCUCAAAAACUCCCCAGAAUAAUUUACCAUACCCUCUUCGGAUCAAAGCUUUAAAAGACUUGCAAAUAAAGAAAAAGGAACCUCAAAUUUUGAAAACUCUUCUAACGUCUAAACCAGAAGUUUUGGUUUCCGAACCUGAGAUAAUAAAUUCGGGCCCUGAAAGUCCGGAAACGUUGAUAUCUGAACCAGAAAUAGCAUCUUUCCAAGUGGAGACUAUUCUAUCGGAGCCAGAUACUUUUGUCAAUACUAAUCAGGAAGAUGAUGACGACGAAAAUAAUCAUGGGCCAAACUAUGAUACUGUAGAUAUGGAUUCUGAGAAUGAAAUAGAAAUAGCCCGUCAGCAAGAGAAUGAUGGAGAAGUUGAGGAGAAUCCCGCAGAAGUUGAUGGAGAAGAUAAUACUCAAGAUGAAAACAAUAUAGAAGAAAAUCAUGACGAUAAUGAAAAACAUAAUCAUGAAGACAAUGGGGAGAGUCGAGAUGUCGAUAUGGAUAACAAUAUAGAUAACAAUAUAGAUGGAGACGCUGAUGAUGACAACGCCAAAGAAAAUGAUUAUGAGAAUGAAAAAGACAAUGAAAUUAUGAAUCAUGAAGAAAAUGAAGAAGAUGAUGACUUACCUCCUAUGAGUAUUGCCCCUGUCGUCGAGAUAAACGAGGAUUUGCAGACUAACUCGUAUAAUAGUGACGGUAACGAGGAAGAAUUAGACGAAACUGUUGAUCCCAAUGAUACAGUCGAUGGUGACGGUGAAGGAGAAGGUGAUGGUGAAGGUGAAGGAGAAGGCGAUGGUGAUGAAGUAAAAGAUCUUGAUCCUAACAAAGUAUACGUCACUAAAACACAACGAGAUUUUAUACUCAAGUAUCGUGACAUCAUCGAACAAAUAAACACGAAGCGUUGUUUGUGCUGUCACAAAGAACAUCCGCGUAGAAAGGCCGUCAUUCAACAUUUGCAAAAGAACGGCCAUAAAGUUCCUAAACACACGUGCUAUAAUUGCGUAGUCACGUUUGGACACAUUGGAGCCUUGCUCAGCCACAUGAGAUCUAACACGUGCACAGAUCUGUGGAAAAUUAUUUAUAACGAAAAUGGAAUUACAGAUGAUAUAGUAUUGGAAGAUGAACCCAAAGAUUCCAAAGUUCAAUAUAAAGAUAUACUUAACGCUAGAUCAUAUGCAUGCAAAUUGUGCCCAGCCAAGUUUCAACUAAAGCAAUUCAUUAUGAAACAUGUCCUUGACGUGCACGAGGAUGGCCAAUCUCGAGUUCCCCACUCGUGUGUGCACUGUGGGUUACGCUUCAAAGAUAAAAACUUCGGGAAAAGGCAUAUUCGUAAUGGAGAUUGUACCGUGUACAUCUCUUGCGAUUUAUGUUCUGAAAAGUUUUUGAACUUACAAGAUUUUAGCGAUCAUGCAAUAGCAGUACAUGCGGGUAGCUUCGAUCCCGACAACCAGAAUAAGUGUGUCGACGGCCGACCCACAGAUUGUCCCAUAUGUGGAAAGAAGAACACUAGUUACCCGAAUUUGGUGAAACAUUUGAAAUGUAUUCACAAUGAGGAAAAGCCUCACCACUGCCAACAUUGCGAAGCCAAAUUCGAGCAAACUGCUGAUCUUAACAAGCACAUUUAUAUGGAACAUUCUGAUAGGACGCUAGGUAUGCAGUCUUCUGAGCCCGACAUGUCGCUUGUUAAAGAAGAAGCUGAAGAGUACCAUUACUCGUGUACGGAAUGCAAUUCAAUUUUCGAGACUGUCGAUGCGUGGACGGACCAUCAGGUCGCUGAACAUAAUCAAGUGGCCCACCAUUGUGAUCAGUGCGAAAAGAAAUUCUUACGCCCAUCAGAACUUGCAGAGCAUAAAAAUACACAUCUAAGAGUUAAAUUCUAUCCGUGUAGUAUGUGUUCAAACUCAUACAGCACGCCGCAAAAGUUAUCAGAACACGUUCAACAGGUUCAUCCUGGUGCAGGGAAAACGCCUGGUGAUACAGAAUUUUUCUGCGAAAUUUGUGUAAGGUCAUUUAAAAGUCGACAAGCUUAUUCUAACCAUAUGCGUAUUCAUGCAAAAGUGCCUACAACUAAUAGAAAGCCUGGCGAAACUAAAGGAUUUGCGCCGCAAAUUAUAGGGAAACCCAUACGCCAGUUUUCUAUGCAACCCGGAUUUAGUCCAUACGUUCCAAACGCACCAUAUUGCUGUGAUAUUUGCGGUAAAGGAUUCAUGCACAAGAAAAAUAUAUGGAAGCACAAAAAGGUCCUACACGCUGACCUUCUUGCUGACAGAAAUGACAGUGAAGAGAACACAAUGCAGGCGUCUACUGAAGAAGACGAUUAUAAUGUUGAUGAAAACGGCGCUAUCUUGUCAACUCCGCAAUUCAACAGUUUUAAUUUCACUAAUUUAUCGAGUAACAUGCAACAAAGUUCCCAAGAUGCUUUACCAUACUCUUGCGAAUUGUGUUACAAAAGAUUCCCGUUAAGGACAAGCCUGUGGAAACACAAACGUGCCAAACAUGGAAUCAUUAACGCGAGUGCUGGCAGUAGCUCUGAAACUCAAACGCAACCGCAAGGCGAAGGUUCCAGAUCCAGUUGCACCAUAUGUAAAAUAUCAUUCACAGACAAAAAAUCAUAUUACCGUCACAGAAAAAAUGUUCACAAAUCGUCUGUACAGAUGUGUAAAAUUUGUGGAAAACCACUGAACUCGACGUUAGAGCUUUACGAGCAUCUUAAAGCAGCGCAUGCUCGGGAACUACUAGGCUAUGAUGCAAACCAAGGAUCAAGUAAAUCUCAAGAUGUAAGCCAAGAUAUGGACGCAGAAUAUGACGGCGACCAGGACUCUGUAGAUCCGAGUAUCGACUACCAGGCGCGAUACCCUUGCGAUGCUUGUGGAAAGCAAUUUGUAGGACUACUAGCCUUGCAAAACCAUCAAUGUGUUAACCAAAUUCAAAGCCAACCUCAAACUUUCGAUUGCGAAAUAUGCCAUAAGAGCUACACAUCUAUUGCUGCUCUCAAGAGCCACCGUGGGUGGCAUUUACGCUCGCCCGAUGGCAAGGCCGCAGCGAACAACACUGGGCUAUGGAUGCCUCAGAAUAAAGUUACGAGCAAAGUGAGCAAACACGAAGUAGUCGACAUUGUUCCAAAUACCCGUGCAUCGUCUACUCCAGCUGCCUUGGCUAAAAGACGACUACCACCCGAAGUAGAAGUGACCGUAGUAAAUCCUAACAAGAAACUACGGUCAGACGAUUCUAUAGAAAUGGACCAUCAAAAUAAUUUAUCUGGCGGUGCCGAAGACCGGUACUGCAAUCUCUGCGAUAAAGAAUUCACUAAGCGGGCGGCGUAUCAGCGUCACAUGGAUGAGGUUCAUCAACCGAAUUCUGUGUUCUGUCCUGUUUGCGAUAAGUCGUUUACUCGAAAAUCCACCUUGAUUGUGCAUAUGAAGAAACAUUACGAGGGCGGAGAAGGAAGUUCUGGGACCCAAAUUGAUGAUGAUGCGCACGCUUGUGAAGUUUGCGGCGCGCAGUUUGAUAGUCUGAAAGCUUUGAAUUCCCACCGAGCGAUGGAGCAUGGCGAAGAUUCCGGGGAGUCGGAAGACGAUGGCGGUACAAUAGCACCUCCAGGGGAGUUCACUUGUGCACAAUGUGGAGAUGGCGUAGCAACCCCACGCGAUCUUAUAGCUCAUCGAACCAUGCACGCGACCCCUACUAAAUUCUUUUGCAACAUAUGCAAGGUUUACUUCGCGAGAGCACUCGAUCUAUCCUCCCACACUCGAGCGAGACACUCGGAUAACGAAAAAGUUUAUUUCCCCUGCGCCAUGUGCGACCGGUUUUAUAUGAAUAAGAAGAGUUUACAAAGACACAUCGAAAUGUCCCAC
Brenthis ino (lesser marbled fritillary) is the source of this 4287-nucleotide messenger RNA. The record is from the annotation of a GenBank genome assembly. NCBI's taxonomy places the organism in Eukaryota, Metazoa, Arthropoda, Insecta, Lepidoptera, Nymphalidae.